This is a messenger RNA of Helobdella robusta, 1269 nucleotides long. RefSeq lists its product as hypothetical. Bases 1 to 1269 code for a protein of 422 amino acids. The record is from RefSeq and is a predicted model, not a curated record. NCBI's taxonomy places the organism in Eukaryota, Metazoa, Annelida, Clitellata, Rhynchobdellida, Glossiphoniidae. The transcript has 6 exons.
AUGGUUCUUGAAAGUUCGUCUGCGAGACUCUUUCAAGGUUUCUUGGUCGUUGAUGGUCUGCUGGAGUUUCCAUUCUGUUAUUCAUCAGAAGUGUCGGACCAUCAGUGGAUUCAAGUUGAUCUGAUUUGGUCAUAUCUGGUUGAAUCGGUGGAAAUAUACGGAAAAUCUUCUACAAAUGAGUUGAUUGUCAGUCUGAGAGAUUCGACCAACAGAAGGACCGCACCAUGCAAAAACUUAACCAGCCAACUGGCAAAUAUCAACGUUACAUUCCAGUGUUCAAACCCUGCAGAACAUGCUAGCAGGUACAUCAGAGUUGACCAUUACAGCAGUCCCAGCGGUAACAUGAGCAUCUGUGAGGUGGUCGUCCGUGGUCAGCUUGAUGGAAGCAAUAAUCCGCGGACCAAUCUACUUUUGAAAAGGCCCGCCCUCAUGAACAGUUCCAUCAACGCCACAAACGUCCUCACCAACAAAUACAUGUUGUUCGAUGCCACUCUGGUGGUCGAUGGCAUAAGAGAUGUCAACAUAGACCACGGACACUGUGCCCACAGCGGCGAGGUGGGAUUCGCACAGAACUGGAUGCAGGUGGACAUGGGUAGGGAUUAUGUCGUGGACUACAUUGCUCUCGUCAGCAGAUGGACCACCUCCAACAAUGUGCCUCGGCGUGUAUCCAACUUCAUAAUUGGGCUGACGUCACAGAUCGCAACCGAGGUACCACCAACGAGAGGCGAGUACCCCCUGUGCAACAGGUACCCAGGGGCUGUCCCCAAAGCAUCCAGAGUCACCCUCCAAUGCAGUGCCAACCUGCCCGCCUACCGUUACAUUAUUGCACAUCAAGCCGUUGGAGCCUAUGACGGAUAUUUUUCUGUUUGUGAGUUGGAAGCUUAUGAACCGAUGCCCCAAAUGAUCAACCCCCAUAAACAAUUAAAAUGGAACUCAGAAGAAAACUUCCAACUAAGGAACUACUCAUUUGUCGAGUUUCCAUCGGGCAGACCAUCAUUCUGCAUAGCCCGCUGCAUGGCUUUGGGAGAUUUCGAAUGUGAUUCGUUCAAUUUCAACGACCAACUGAUGAUCUGCCAGCUGAACAAACACAGGAAUGGAUUUCAAAAUGAAAGUUUAAUUUUCAGUCCAGAUUGGUCCUUUUGGAAUGCCACCUAUUACAACUUGGGCAGAUAUCCUGUCAUAACAUUCUGCAUACAGGAAUCUAAACCAACAUCAACAGAGUUUGACUCUUCACUACACCACACCCUUGAGUCUUCCAUCACCUUAUAG